Molecule: messenger RNA, 1070 nt
Organism: Cricetulus griseus (Chinese hamster)
Lineage: Eukaryota; Metazoa; Chordata; Mammalia; Rodentia; Cricetidae
Source: RefSeq, a predicted model, not a curated record
GACAAUGCUGAGCAAGGGUCUAAAGCGAAAACGGGAGGAGGAGGAGAAGAAGGAGGAGGAAGGCCUCUCGGUGGACUCCUGGUGGUUAGAUCAAGGCCACCCAGCAGCGGCACAGACCCCCCCGCCCGUGGCUUCCAGUUCUCUCUUUGACCUCUCGGUGCUCAAGCUCCAUCACAGCCUGCGGCAGGGUGAGCCAGACCUCCGCCACCUGGUGCUGGUGGUGAACACGCUGCGCCGUAUCCAGGAGUCCAUGGAACCUACAACCUCCCUGCCACCCGUGUCCAUGCCACCCACAGCCCCCUCUGUGGCAGACAGCCUCCUGGCUAGCUCGGACGCUGCCCUCUCAGCCUCCAUGGCCAGCCUCCUGGAAGAUCUCAACCACAUUGAAGACCUGAACCAGGUCCCCCAACCCCAAGCCGAUGAGGGGCCUCCAGGCCGCUCAGUUGGUGGUGUCCCGCCCAACCUGGGUGCCUUGGACCUGCUAGGCCCAGCCACCGGCUGUCUGCUGGACGAUGGGCUGGAGGGCUUGUUUGAGGACAUUGAUACUUCCAUGUAUGACAGUGAACUUUGGGUACCAGCCUCUGAGGGUCUCAAACCUGGCCCUGAGAAUGGACCAGCCAAGGAGGAAACUCCAGAGUUGGACGAGGCUGAAUUGGACUACCUCAUGGACGUACUAGUAGGCACACAGGCACUAGAAAGGCCACCGGGGCCUGGGCGCUGACAACCAGACCCAGGAAUGGUUGGCUGCGUCUGAGUUGAGCCUGAUCAGUCCACCUUGCCAUGAUACGGUGGCUUUCCUUUGCAGAGGGGCCAGGGUCACUUUGGAGAGACAGUACUGAGUCCUGGGCAGCUUCACCUCCAACCACCUGUCUUGGCCAAUGAGGGAGUUUGAAAUAAGUGGCAUGACAGGACGCGGUGGUGGCUGCAAUGUGUUUGGGCCAGGCCCAAGCCAGGGGGGUUGGACAGAUCCCCUGGGAUGAUAGUCUGGGCUGUCCCAUCCCAUUAUCCCCAGUGUGGGGAAAGAGACCUCAUCAUUUUUUGAAAUUAAAACCAGCUUUGGGAAAUAUCAA